Messenger RNA from Fraxinus pennsylvanica, 1248 nucleotides. Lineage: Eukaryota; Viridiplantae; Streptophyta; Magnoliopsida; Lamiales; Oleaceae. The record is from the annotation of a GenBank genome assembly.
AUGGUCAACCAUCAUCACCUACUCCUAUCACCUGCACCAGAGUCUUCGCCUUCGCCGGCGCCGGCGCCUCAUGAACGAAACUAUACUAAAUUGGCUCCAUCUCAUUCACCGUCGCCGGAGACUUUUGUAAACUCAUCGGCGGAAGAGUUAUCAUCGCCUCCACAGAAGAUACCGGUGUACUUUAGUCCGCCUCUGAUUGCCAUGGUGGUUGUUAUAGCAACUGCUUUUGUAAUCAUAACUUACUCGCGGCUCCUCUUCCGCCACUUUCACAAUCUCUAUCGCCGAUAUAAGAGGUGGCGCUUCCGUCGCCGGCUCCGACACUACGUUCCCUCUUCCUCCGCCAGGGACAUUGAUUCCCCGUCUUACUCCUUCGAUCCUACUGACGCUGCUUUCCACGUUCUCUCUCCGUACGGACUCGACGAAUCGGUCAUCAAAACAAUUCCUCUAUCUGUCUACACACGAAAGAGAGAACUCCACGAUUGCGCAGUUUGCUUGUUAGAAUUCGAAGAAAAUGAUUAUAUUCGUACUCUUCCGGUGUGUUCUCACUCAUUUCACGUGGAUUGCAUAGAUAUAUGGCUCCGGUCACACGCCAAUUGCCCUCUGUGCCGCGCCGGAAUAUUCCGCCCUCAAUCUCCGUUCACACCACUGAUGGCUGCGAGAAUUCGCCCUAGCCUCGAAGACAUCAUCGUGGAGAGCACAAUCCUCGAGCCUCUAACCGAGUUUCUGAUGGAACCUGACUCAACCAGCGUCGGCGAAAUCACUCGGGAACCCUCGCCUCAACUAAACAAUCAAUCCGAGGACCGAUUCAACCGCCGCGAUUUUUCGUUAAAACGAUCUUAUUCAUUUGGAUUUGAAAGAAAUUUAGGAUCAGAAAGAUUAGUGUUAGAACCGGCAACCACCUCCCCUUGGCGGUACAGAAGAGGCAGCGGAGGAAGCUUCUGGAAUAAACGCCCUUCACCAUUCACUUCAUUAACAAAACCUAGGGUAUUCUCAUUCCGAUACUACAGAGGAAUGAAAUCUCCGUUUCUUCGCCGCCGCUCCGGCGGCGGGUUCUUCCCAUUGUCCGAGUCUAGCGUGCGGCUCGGCUUAUCCAGCGGAGGCGGCGGCUCAUCGAGAAGAAGUAAGUCGUUUGCGAGUCCAAUGUUCAUAAGAUCAUCUGCUACAGCGACUGGGCCAUUUUCAUCAAGCCGGCUAAGGAGUGGUGAUCCAGAGGCGCUAUUAUCACCGGAGAGAUUUAACAGACGGUGA